AUUGCAUAUUGGCGCACCUAGGGAUCAUCAUAUGGCUGUUAUUUCCGACCUAAUUUCGAUUUCGGGUCAUUGUUUUGUUUCUUUUCUCAUCUUUCCUACCCCAUCUUCAACAUUGCAUUUGUGUGGCGGUCUGCUGUCAUUAUAUACGAGCCACGGGAGGGACCAAGCCUCUUUUACACCAUUAAUUCCGUUGUACAGAUGAUUUCUUUGCACUUGUCUGGGGAGGCAUGGGUGACACGGGCACAUUUGGGCAGGGGCUUUUUGUUGACUCUUGUUGGAUUGUUCCUCCGGGUGGACAUAGUACCAAAAGAGACGGGGAGGGCGGACCGCCUGCGUUUGAUGAUUUUGGAGCGGCCGAAAACAUUGCAAACUUGCAUCUUGGGAACAGCCAGUUUAGCUCUUCUUGAUACCAGAUACCACUUAUUCGCGGUCCUUCACCUGUAUGCUACUGUGAGAUGGUGAUGUUUCUAUUCUCUUUCCGUGUUUGGACUCU
This is a messenger RNA of Aspergillus ibericus CBS 121593, 493 nucleotides long. RefSeq lists its product as uncharacterized. NCBI's taxonomy places the organism in Eukaryota, Fungi, Ascomycota, Eurotiomycetes, Eurotiales, Aspergillaceae. The coding region runs from base 199 to 462 and encodes 87 amino acids. The transcript has a single exon. The record is from RefSeq and is a predicted model, not a curated record.